This is a messenger RNA of Notodromas monacha, 1403 nucleotides long. NCBI's taxonomy places the organism in Eukaryota, Metazoa, Arthropoda, Ostracoda, Podocopida, Cyprididae. The record is from the annotation of a GenBank genome assembly.
GGUGAAAAAUCUGAUUCUCGUCUUAAACAAAAUUGGACAUUUUAUCGAAUAUAUUCUGCUGAUGCAUCGAUUAAUUCCCUAACAAUAACACGUUUCAGAUUGGCUUCAUUUUUCUUAACCAGCAAAUCAUUAUUUUUUCUUGCAUCGAAACUGAGACCUUCGUAAACACCCAGUUUUUCCUCAGUUUUCCUUGCUGAGAAAAUAAGUUCUCCCCGAAAUUAAAUUUGGUCGUAUGGCGGAAGAGUUGAACCCAAUGAAUGUACAUCCAGGAAUACCUGCAACAUCGGAAGUCUCUGCUUAUUGGAUCAUCCCUGGUGCAUGUUUCGGCUUGUCUGCUGUUACAGCCCUGUUUAUGAAGUAUAGAGAUCACAUGUUGAAGCUCAAGUCAAAUGCGGAAAACUUGGAAACUUGGACAGAUUUGAACGAAAUUGAGGAGUUGAAAUCGCUGAUCCAAGAACGAGGCAAACUUUGCAGUCUCACCAGAGCUGAAUUGGACCAGGCGUUGCAGCAAGAGGAGCAAAGCGUGGAAGAGCUCCAGUGGCUCAUCAGAGACACCGACAGGCAGAAGGAAUUGGAGCGAGAUGCCUUGAAUCAGCGAGGGGCUAACGAACGCAUCAAGAACAAACUGGACCUGGCGAAAAAGGAGCUGGCCUGGUGGAAAGAAAGGGCCAAACAAUUGCGGGAAAACAGUUUGACAGUGGCUGAGACAGAGGCGUCAAAGAGCGCUGCUGAGGCAAUGCUACAAGACAAAGAGCGAGAGAUGAUGAAGAAGAAGCACGCCUUGCACGAAAUACGUCGGAAGCGAUGGGAGAAACCUUUCAGAGCCAUUACAUCAUUAGAAAAGGAAUCUGGCAGCUCUGAUGGGUUUUCAGCGGCGAUCAAAUGCCUGUCGACGUCAACGUCACCGUCGAUGUCUUCGUCGACAUCGUCAGCACCCUGGUCUUCGUCAGGUGCCAACGUGGCUGGGGAAUCAUUGCGACGAGUCGUUCGACGCCUGUCGGGCACGGAAGUGAUGCUCGAGCCGGAAGCGCCACAGGAAGUGACGUUCGAGCCCGGGAAUAAGGACACCGACACUGUCGUAUCAGCCGUUGACGCUGUCGAUUCGGAUCCGGUCGUUUCCGGGAUUUAUCCGCCUCGUGACGUGCUGUCGACAAGAGGAUCUACGACAGCUGAGUCCUGCUGUAGUAGCAGUAGUGAGGAGGAACUCGCACAGCUCGAUUAAUUGCGGGAAGGAUCCCUCUUUUUUUGUUGUUGUCAAAAUUGUUUUUAUUUCUUGAGAAGAAUUUUUUUGGUAUCAACGGGGUUAGCUUCCCCCUCUUUCUCUUUUUUUGCACUUGUCUUGUGCUUGAAUUUAAAUCUUUUAAAUUGGCUUGAAAUGGAAACCAAAGUUAAUUUUCCGACAA